Molecule: messenger RNA, 2991 nt
Organism: Diaporthe amygdali
Lineage: Eukaryota; Fungi; Ascomycota; Sordariomycetes; Diaporthales; Diaporthaceae
Exons: 1
Coding region: 1-2991 (996 amino acids)
Biological process (GO): protein phosphorylation
Molecular function (GO): ATP binding; protein kinase activity
Source: RefSeq, a predicted model, not a curated record
AUGGAACGUUCUCCAGCCAACAACAAGCUUUCCAUCCAAGUCCUACGAGAGCAGAUGGAAAACAAUAUGGUCCGCUCAGAUUCAAAGAGAUGGUUCCUUCCAGAGACCAGCUUGCGCACAACUUUUACCCCUGCCGCCGUUCAGAAAGCAGUCGAACAGCUAUGUUGUCGUCCAGACCAGCGUAUUAAUCUCGUGGAAGCAAUUCUCUGUGCAGGAGUAAAAACUUUCGCGAUCCUGGUUUGGAUGGAGAAAGAGGACCACAUCGUAUCGUUUCGGGCUCAUCAAGCCUUGGAUGAUAGACUGCCGUUCAGUGAGGAGCUAGCAAAAACAGCGGCCCCUGACUUUGGAGCCAGGCUUGCGCGAGAAGAGCAAUGGAGGCUUCUACCUUUCCGGUUUCCGCCCAAGAUGCACGAGCACCACCUCGAAAUCGAAGAAAAUCGGAUUCUCCCCUUGGUUGGCAGACCACAUGACCUUGCCGAGGGGAGUUUUGGUCAAAUUGUGACGAUUAGUGUCUGGCCUACGCAGCAAGACUUUGUACCUGAUCAUGUGAGUUCUCCGAGAUUUGGAUUGCGAAAACUCGAUGACUCUGUAUCACGAUUCACUGAUUGUCGACCUGCCCUCCCCCAACAGACGAGCCCCGUCCAGCUUAUUUUAAAGAGGCUGAAAACAAGAAUCAGCAAGAAGGCGUAUCAACAAGAACAGAUGUGCCUGCGGUUAUUGAAUCAACUUCGACAUCCGAACAUUAUCCCUUUUCUCGGUUCCUACUCGUAUGGUAUUGAGCAAAACUUCCUGUUCCCUCGCUUGGAGAUGGACCUGAAGAAGUUUCUGUCUUUAGAAGAAAGACCCGUUAUGUUCCAACACGACUUCACCUUCUAUUCGGCCCUUCGUGGACUUUGUUCCGCGCUGCUUAGCGUGCAUAACUUGCACCUGAACCAAGAUCAGCACGGCGUGGACUUCGACGGCAUCGGAUACCACCAUGAUAUUCGUCCGGCCAAUAUAUUGGUAGAUCAAUAUAAUUUCAUUCUGGCUGACUUUGGGCUCGGCAACUUCAAAGAUCCUGGGAUUAAAUCUCAGACAACCUGGUUCCAGACAGUCGGAGAUUAUUUAGCUCCCGAGUGUAUGGACAACCUGCAUUCACAAGAAGUUGGACGAUCGAUCGAUGUGUGGGCUAUGGGAUGCUUGUUCGCUGAUAUUGCUACAUAUAUUGAACUGGGAAGCACAGGAGUCAGCGAGUUUAGUGACAAACGCCUGGAGCCCAGCGUGAGCGGAUGGGAAACAAGUUUGUACCACAAGGUGGAUGGCAGUGUGAAAACACAAGUCGUCCAGUGGUUGCGCACGCUUUCGAACCGAGGGGCCAGCGGUAGCGUCAUCUCGCCUCUGGUGGACUUGUGUUUGCAGGCUCUGACGAGAGAUCCGCUCCAAAGACCAACGAUCUCCAACAUAAGCCAGAAGCUCACCUUCAUGAGUCUGCAGGCAUACUUUGGGGCCACUAAAGAUGCAAUUUGCAACUUCUGCCGGGAUCAAUCUUCGCCCGCUCGUGAAUUGAUUCGAACACGAUUCGUGGCUUGGGGCAAUGUCUUAAAACUCGAUGGAUCCUGGCAGCAGGAACUUGAGAGCCUCUCGACAUCCCUGGACAGAAUGUACGAUGAAGGCGUUGAAUCUAUGAGGAGCAUGUUCUCCAAAUUGUAUCAGGCGGAUGAAUCCACAGACAACACGAUCCUCGAGAGUGAGAUCGACGAUUGCGUCUCCGCGCUUUGGCGGCUGCUGCCGCCUGACCUCGCAAAGCGUGCCAGGGACUACUGGGAGCAUCUUGUACUGGCUACAGACGAUACGAAACACCUGGAAGACCUCGAACAGGUGCUCUCGUCAGCGAGAUUCUCGGCCUUCUAUACUACCAAAGCAUUGGCAAUGAUGAGAACAAUCCGGCUCCGCCUGACAACGCUCGACCCGCAGGGUAUAGAUUCUAAUGAUCCCCUUCGCUGCCUCGAUGACGGUGCUCCAAAUGCUCGGCUUUUCAACGCAUCUGAUGUUACCGAGAUAGAUAGUACCACAGGAUCAUGGGGGAUCGGGAGGCUCGAAUUUGACAAGUCGCCGGUUCUGGUCGAGUGGAUGUGGUAUGUCAUGAAGUGGCACCAGGCUCAGGUCACGCCCGAGCAACGUACCCUCCUAAUGAGCCUCAGAGCACAGAGCUUCGGAAUGGUGGAGAGGCCGAAGGGCUUACGAACGUUGGAUUGUGUGGGGAUAUUCGAAAAGAGCGACGCAAAUUUCGGGUACGGCUUUGUCUAUCGGGUACCACCGGGAAUGCAUUCACAACCCACACCGCUUCACACCCUCCUUGAUCAAGAUUCUGGCCGCCAAAGUCAACCCAAACCCCAGCCACUGCUUGGCGAUAAGUUCAAAUUGGCUGCGUCCUUGGCCCGUUUUCUGAAAGAGUUUCACACAAUUGGAUGGCUUCACGAGAAUUUCAACUCCCACAAUAUCCUAUUUUUCACGCAUGAGCCUCGAGAAUUGCCUCUUCCAAGCGAACUACAGGAGCCCUACUUCAUCGGUUUGCACAAAAGCAGGCCCGAUGGAAGCUUGUGGCAAACUGAUGGACCGGAUCUUGACGCCGCCAGUGACUACCAACACCCCGAGUAUGCGAGCAGUGGCCGAUACAAUAUCGACUUUGACUACUACAGCCUAGGUAUCGUCCUCCUAGAGAUAGGUCUUUGGCGCUCCCUUUCCGGAAUGAUUUCUGGUGCUAAAUAUCAAAAGAUGAACGCAGGUCAACUUCGAGAGGAGCACGUCAGACGCUGCAGGACAAGGUUGGGAUCGAAGAUGGGAAAGGUGUACACAGAUGUGGUGACGCAGUGCCUGAGCGGCAGCUUAAAGGUGCCAGGAGGUGGACAGACAAGACAAGGAAGAAAUCUGGCUGCAGAUACUGCUAUCCUGGGUCGAUUUAUUGAAAGUGUCGUUGAGCCCUUGGAAUGUCUUGCGUUGGCGCCCAUUUGA